UCCCCCCGCCUUCCUUCCAGCGAACUGAGUCUGGGACUUGUACCUUGCGAGUCAAAGAGGCCGCGGCGGGCGGUUGGUCGGGAGGGGACUGUUUCAAAGAAGGAAGAGGAAUGAUGUUCCUGAAAUUUCUUGGGUUCCUCACCUUUCUGCUUUUGCCAUGAUCAAAUGUUUGGUGGAAGAUGUGCGCACCAGGUUACGCUCUGGAGUGGCCAUCAACUCACUGGCCCAGUGUGUUGAAGAGCUUGUCCUCAAUAGCAUUGAUGCUAAAGCAACAUGUGUGGCUAUACGGGUGGAUUUGGAAACCUUCAAGGUCCAGGUGGUGGACAAUGGCUCUGGGAUGGGGAGAGAGGACCUAAAUAAAGUGGGUAAUCGAUAUUUUACUAGUAAGUGCAACACAGUGGAGGAUUUAGAGAAUCUGAAGUUCUAUGGUUUCCGAGGGGAGGCUGUGGCCAGCAUAGCAAGUAUGGCCAGCAUAGUAGAAAUUUCAUCCAAGACAAACAAUACAGUGAAAACCUUUAUGAAACUGUUUCAGAAUGGGAAAGCACUGGAAGUUUGUGAAGCUGAAUUGACUAGACCAAGUGGUGGAACAACAGUAACUGUGUAUAACCUGUUCCACCAGUUACCAGUGAGGAAAAAGUGCCUGGAUCCCAUGCUGGAAUUUGAGAGGGUGAGGCAGAAGGUAGAGGCUCUUUCUCUCAUACAUCCUUCUGUCUCAUUUUCCUUAAGAAAUGAUGCUUCCUGUUCUGUGAUGCUUCAGCUCCCUAAGACAAAAGAUAUAUGUUCCCGUUUUUGUCAGAUUUAUGGACUGGGAAGAACACAGAAAUUACGAAAAAUAAAUUAUACAUCUGGGGGGUUUGAGUUAAGUGGCUAUAUCAGUUCUGAAGGGCAUUACAAUAAGAAUAUGCAGUUUUUGUAUGUGAAUAAUAGACUGGUUUUAAAAACAAGAUUGCAUAAACUCAUGGACUUUUUAUUAAGGAAAGAAAGUGUUAUUUGCAAGGCAAAAGGUGGCCUUGCCAACAGACAAAUGAGUUCAAGUCCUGUUCGGCAUCGUGGCCCAGAGCUCUAUGGAAUCUUCGUUAUCAAUGUGAAGUGUCAGUAUUGUGAAUAUGAUGUGUGUCUGGAACCGGCAAAAACUCUGAUAGAAUUCCGCAAUUGGGAUGCUCUUUUAGCUUGCAUUGAGGAAGGAGUGAAAACAUUUUUAAAGCGAGAACACUUAUUUGUUGAACUGUCUGGUGAAGACAUAAAAGAAUUUAAUGAAGACAAUGACUUUAGUUUGUACAGGACCAGAGCUCUGCAGCCUGCACUCUCUGAAGAAAAGAGCAUACAAGACAAUUUUAAGAAAACAUGUGAUGAUAUUGUAGAUUCUUAUGAAAUGUUUAAUUUGCAAUCAAAAACUGUCAAAAGAAAAGUGACUGUUCAGGAAAAAUCUUCAGAUCUCAUAGGUUCAAAUGAUAAUGCUGCAGAAAAGGAAGUCUCUCCAGGUCUGAUCAUUGGUAAACUGGCUGAUACAGCAAGUCCUCUGCUCAACAAAGAAGACACCACUUCUGAUUUCUCAGAAUUAGAUAUCUCAGAACAAGAGCCAAAAGAGUUCAACAAUCCCAAAAUGGUGUUUGUGAGCCGCAAGUCUUCAGAAAAUCUCUCUGGGGAGUCCAGAUCAGAAAGAGUAGAAAUAGACAGUUAUUCUGAAAUGCCACAUUGUACUGAGAAUUGUGUGGAAGAUGCAAGAAUACAGGAGGACAGCACAGCUCAGAAAAGCAGCAUCAACAUUGCCUUCAGAAAUGGUGUCACUCAAGGGCAGCAUGAGAGAGUUGAAGAUACAGCUGAUGGACCAGAACUUCUUUGGGGGGGAGCAUUGAUGGGAAUGUCUGAUGCAAUGAAAGAUGACAGUAGAAAAAGUAAAGGGCCAAAUAAUGAUGGUGGAGGAAGGGUUGUUAGAUCAGUACCACUGAAGUUGUGUUCCACAGGCCUUAUAACUCAUGUGUUGCAAAAUCAGCCACCACAUGAACAAACUGAAAUGAAUUGCUCAUUAAACAUGCAUUUUAAAUCUGGUCCUGUAAGUGCCAAGGACAUAUUUGGAAACAAGAUGAGCUUUUCAGUUCAGAGUCUAAAUGUUCAGGAUAUUUCUAGUAUUUUAAAUAAAGAGUAUACUACAGUACCCAACAGAGAAGUAUGCAGAGCAUAUGCAUAUGAGUGGUUAGAAAAUGAGACUGUAUCAGGCCAGAAGAAUGAGAAGGUAGCUUCCAUUACUGCAGGAGAUAGAAGGGAGUGUGUAACAUCACACACUAGAGAGUUGCUUCCUGUCACUUCCUUGGGUUUUGCUCAUAAUGAAAAUAAUCCAAGCAACAGAAGACAAAUGAUGGAGCUAUCUGUUAUGCCCAGAACCCAAGCCUAUAAGAAGCUGAGCUUGUCCAUACGGUUGGGGUCUUUAGAGCGAUUCAGGAGACAUUAUGGGAAGGUCAGGAGUGCACCAUCAGUAUCUAUUCCAGAGAAGAGGAAUGAAUUUGAACCUCCAGGUGUUCUUGGUUCUCUAGCUGAUCUUGACACCUUGAAGAAUCAGAAUAACAAUUUUGAAUGCGUUAACAUUUGUGAAACUCAAGUUCUGGAACAUGCUGAUUCUAAUAAUAGUUGCCAACCUGGUUCCCUCCUUUCCUUGGAGAGGUCUCAGUUCUGUGGCAAAGAAACUUUGUUAAACAGAAAAGCUCCUUGUGUGAGAGCGAGUCCUUUGACAUUGACUGACUACUCUCAAAUUAGAAGAAAAGACUUAAGCAGCAAUAGAUCACUGGGAUCACUAGCUUCUAAACUGUCCAGAAUGAAGGGUGACCACAAGGAAGUUUUAGCUACAGAAGUUGUGGGACAAGUCGAUGAACAAUUCCAAACAGAUUCAAGCAGAAAAGAUAACACAUUGCAUCUUUUGUCUCAAACUGAUGAUUUUUUGCAGAGUUCUUAUCAAAUGUGUCAAAGCUCCUCACAAGAAACAGAGGUAGACAAUUGCAUCCUUGCGUCUGCCUCUGAUGAGCAGGAUGCUCCCUGCAAAAUGUAUAGUACAAGAGGAGGGACCAUGGAAAAUGCCGUGAACCAGUCACUGCUCAUCAACACAGAUGGGGAGUACAUAGCCACCACAAGCAGUGGUUUGGCAUUACACAGUGAAAAGAGUUAUUCUGAGGGCAUCCAUAAAGAUGGAAAUAUUGUGGAUGUAUCUUCAAAGCAGACUUCAAAAGCCACUGAGCUUCCCAGUGUAACUUUGUCAAGUGGUUUGGAAGUACCUGGAGAUGUCACAAAUGCAGUUCAGUCUAAAAAUGAGGAAUCAAUAUCGUGUUCUGUCUGGAUGCAACGUUUUGAUGUUUCACUGGGUAAGAUGGUAUACGUCAAUAAAAUGACUGGACUAAGCACCUACAGUACUCCUCCAACUGAAGAACUUCAGGCUGCUUGUACUAAAGAUAUAACUACAAUGGCUGUGAAUGUUGUCUUACAGAGUGGGUUUCAGUGCAGGUGCCAUCCUUUUAGAAGUGAGCUUGUUCUACCCUUCCUUCCUAGACCUCGGGAAGAGAGGAUUCUGGCAAGCCAGGAUUUCAGAGAUGCUGAUGGGGAGUCUCUACAGUCCUUGUUUUCAGAGUGGGAUAAUCCUGUAUUUGCUCGCUGCCCAGAGGUUGCUGUUGAUGUGAGCAGUGGCCAGGCUGGCAGUCUGGCUGUGAAAAUUCAUAAUAUCUUAUAUCCCUAUCGUUUCACCAAGGAAAUGAUUAAUUCAAUGCAGGUUCUUCACCAAGUGGACAAUAAAUUUAUUGCUUGUUUAAUCAACACUAGGAGUGAAGUGAAUGCAGAUGCAGAUGGAAACCUGCUGGUGUUGGUGGAUCAGCAUGCAGCCCAUGAGCGUAUCCGCUUGGAGCAACUUAUUGCAGAUUCCUAUGAGAAGCAACCUGAAGAAUCUGGCAGGAAGAAAUUGCUGUCCUCCACCAUCUGUCCCCCACUGGAGAUUGAAGUAACAGAGGAGCAGAGAAGACUCUUACGGUGCUGCCACAAAAGCCUGGAGGAAAUAGGCCUUGAAUUAUCAUUUCCAGAGAACAACAGCUCCCAGAUUCUAGUUGGGAAAGUGCCCCUGUGUUUUAUGGAGAGAGAGGCCAAUGAAUUACGACGGAAAAGACAGCCUGUGGCUAAAAGCAUUGUGGAGGUUAGUCCUGGAUGCAGAACUUGAGCAAAUUACGUUGUAAUGGUGUCAUUCUGCUCUAUAUUAAUGGUGCAGGGUGUUGGAAGAGUGGCUCCUAAGUGAAAAAGCUAAAGAGAGCCCUUGCUAUGCUUUCAGUAGAAUAUUUAUCCAUGUCCGCUGGCCUCAGGACUGGGUCUUUGCUGGUGUACUUUUCAUCUUAAAUGAGAAAGUAGCUCCUCCUGAAAAAGAAAGGAGCAUGACUUACUAAUGCUGUUCUGUCCCUCCGGGAUAAAACAGCAAAGAUUUACUUAUUAAUUGCAUAAGAGGCUACAUGGAUGGAUGGAGAGACUAUUAUUUUAAGUUUAAUACAACUAAAAUGAGACUCCCUAGUACAGAGGCUAGUGUUCAGUAGUGUGGGCAACAAGGUUGGUUAAGAGGGGUCCUGCUAUUUCUGGUGAAGAGGAGUGGGCCACCAGCCUCUCUCCCCUAGAUCUGUGUGGCAGCAGAAUUGAUAAUACAUACCAUCUCAUGUGCCUUAGACAGAGAGGCAAUGUUAAUAGAGCACUAGACUGGGACUCAGGAGAGCUCAGUUCUAUUCCCAGUUUGGCCCUGGCCUGCUGGCAUGUGACCCGGGGCAAGUCACCUCACCUCUCUCUGCCUCAAUUUCCCUGUAAUAAUAAUGAUGUUCCUUUGUAAAGUGCUUUGAGAUCUACUAAAAAAAGCACUAGAUUAUAAUUUAUUAUUAUUGAGCACAAUUAGUGUUAAGCAGUGGUGUUUGUUUUCUUUUAGUCCCAUAACUAGGCUAACUCUAAGUCUAUAACUGACAUAAUUAGGGAUGAUUGCAGAUUUGGGGAAAUGGAUGAAAUAAAAAUCAUAGUGGGUGAGUUGCAAGGAGGAUUGCAUUUAAAGAUGAGAACACAUUAAAACAUUAUUGUUUCAAAAACUCUCUUGCUCCAGUUGUAUCUGUGUGGCUUUCAGUUGCACCUGGGAGGAGUU
This is a messenger RNA of Trachemys scripta elegans, 5137 nucleotides long. RefSeq names its product mutL homolog 3 (gene MLH3). The record is from RefSeq and is a predicted model, not a curated record. Gene Ontology annotation, biological process: mismatch repair. The transcript is spliced from 9 exons. Gene Ontology annotation, cellular component: mismatch repair complex. Bases 158 to 4189 code for a protein of 1343 amino acids. Gene Ontology annotation, molecular function: ATP hydrolysis activity; ATP binding; ATP-dependent DNA damage sensor activity. NCBI's taxonomy places the organism in Eukaryota, Metazoa, Chordata, Testudines, Emydidae.